AUGGGGCGUGUUGAUUAUCUGGCGAUGAAGACCGACGUCGAUACGGUUGCUUUGGUCAAUUCCGACGUGGAGGAGCUUAAGAUCGCCGCCAAGAAGCUCGUUAGCGAUGUUACGAAGCUUGGUGGAUUAGCUUUCGGUGUUUCUUUUCUCAAAUGGCUCGCCUGUUGCUCUGCCAUUUACUUGCUAAUAUUGGAUCGUACCAAUUGGAGAACAAAGAUUCUCACUUCACUCCUCAUACCAUACAUCUUCCUUAGCCUUCCUCAUGUGGUUUUUCACUUUCUCAGUGGAGAUGUUGGGAAAUGGAUUGCUUUUAUUGCAGUUGUACUCAGACUUUUCUUCCCAAAGCAUUUCCCAGAUUGGCUUGAGCUACCAGGUUCUCUGAUCCUUCUGCUGGUAGUUGCUCCAAGCUUCCUUGUUCACCAUGUACGCGGAACAUGGUACGGCUCUUUCAUCAGCCUUUUCAUAGGAUGUUACCUUCUUCAAGAACACAUCCGAGUAUCGGGUGGGUUCAGGAACUCGUUCACGCAGCCUCGUGGUGUGUCAAACACUUUAGGGAUCAUCCUCCUUUUGGUCUACCCUGUUUGGACUCUUAUCGUUCGUGUCUCGUUAUAA
Microthlaspi erraticum is the source of this 612-nucleotide messenger RNA. The record is from the annotation of a GenBank genome assembly. NCBI's taxonomy places the organism in Eukaryota, Viridiplantae, Streptophyta, Magnoliopsida, Brassicales, Brassicaceae.